AUGGAUGUGCACCGCGAAUUUCAGCAGUCUCCUGGAGAGCCGGAAUGCAAUUUACCAUGCACUGUUGUUGCACUCAUGUUAUGGUCGGACACUACACACCUGACAACAUUCGGCAACACAAAGCUAUGGCCAGUAUACAUGUAUUUUGGGAAGGCUCGCAACACUGUCAGCAGGUACCUGAAUUGGGAGGCAGAGGCAUUUACAUUGCCUUGGAUCGGCCUUUGCAGUGGCUUAUCUGUGAGCCUGCCGUUGUCACAAAACCUCCGGUAUCAUAUCGGCGUGGUUGCAAUGAAACAGCUCUACAUGGUAACACCAGUUGGACCUUGGAUGAAAGGUCGCAUUGUGAACACCUAUCGGUAUUCUUGGUGGAAGGGUUCAUUUGCAGACAUACCCGAUGAGGACCUGUUAGGCUCCUACCUGAAUUGCAUUGAACUGAAGGCAAUGAUCGCUGAGCAUUAUGAGCAAUUGCCCGAAGGAACAGGUUUGGUCACGCCGGCAACAUUGAUCAUCCCAAAGUCUACGCCUGUCGCUCAGCAAUUGUCCAACAUCGCCAGCGAGGUAGAGCAUGAAGGACGCCAGAUUGUCAAAAUGUUGGAAGAUAAGGUUAUAGAGGCACAAAUAGUGGCCGCCAGCCUCCUCCAGAUGGAGAGUGCGCUGGGUGAAGAUAUUAUGACAGCCAUUGCCGCGACAGAAAAACUGGUGAAAUUUCUGAAAAGGGAGACCAGUCCAUGA
This is a messenger RNA of Suillus subalutaceus, 732 nucleotides long. RefSeq lists its product as uncharacterized. The coding region runs from base 1 to 732 and encodes 243 amino acids. NCBI's taxonomy places the organism in Eukaryota, Fungi, Basidiomycota, Agaricomycetes, Boletales, Suillaceae. The transcript is spliced from 4 exons. The record is from RefSeq and is a predicted model, not a curated record.